Messenger RNA from Acipenser ruthenus (sterlet), 3153 nucleotides. RefSeq names its product piggyBac transposable element-derived protein 4-like. The transcript has 5 exons. NCBI's taxonomy places the organism in Eukaryota, Metazoa, Chordata, Actinopteri, Acipenseriformes, Acipenseridae. The record is from RefSeq and is a predicted model, not a curated record. The coding region runs from base 276 to 2909 and encodes 877 amino acids.
GAUUGCAUCACUGUAGAGGUGGUGUUAGUGGUAUGAGUUUUGCAGAAGCAGGUUUAUAAGCCGUGGUGAGUCCGUUUAGCAGGUAUACACUAUUGGGAAACACGUCACCGCAUCGCUGGAUUCCCAUGAUACACCGCUUCGGCAGGGACUGAAGACAAAGAGGAAGUGUUUCAAACUUUCAGCGCGCUGCCUGCUGAACGCAAAAUAUUUCUGUUCCCAAUCUGGACCUGCGAGACACAAACUAUCCCUUUACCGAGCUACUCGGCAGAACCCCCAUGUCUGAUGCCAUGGAUUGUGUGAAGAUGGAAUCUGUCCCCAUUAAAGAGGAGCUCCCUAAACUUGAACGGGUCCCAAUUAGACUGGCUUUCUCUGGAUUGCUUUCCCUCCCCAUGAAACCGGAGAUGCCAUGUGACAGCAUCAAGUCAGAGGUGUCUGGUAUUAAAGCUGAGAGCAAUGAACUGGAGAUCCCCCAGACAGCAGGACCAGUUCCCAUUAAAGAAGAGGUGCUGGAAAUGCAGCUACCAAGCAGAACAGUGUGUGAUGCCAUGGACAGUGUGAAGAUUGAAACUGACCUGAUUAAAGAGGCGCUCCCUGAACUUGAAGUGGCCCCAAUUAGACUUUUAUCUGCACUGGCUUCCCUCCCCAUUAAACAGGAGCUCUGUGAGAUCAAAACAGAGGUGUCUGCUGGGAUUAAAGCUGAAUGCAAUGAAUUGGAGAUCUGCCAGACAGAACCAGUUUCCUUGCAAGAAGCAGUUCUGGAAAUAAUGCAUAUUAAACAGGAGCCCCUCAAAGUGGAGUUUGAAUGCUUGGAACCAGAGAGGGAAGAAUCAGAGGACUUGAAAGCAGCCCCUCCUGCGCUGGGUCCUGUACGCCUGCGGGCGUGUAGUGUGGUGCUGAAGAGAAUCUGCCUGAGAGUGCAGGGCGCUGGAGCGGAAGCCAGCUCUCCCAACAGCAUGCGAGGAUGUGGAAAGGAAGACGGUGGGGAGUUCACAUUCAGAAUGCAGUCCAGCAGUGUUCCAAAGCAUCCCAAACGAAGUCGAUUCAGUGUUUCUGAAGAUUUGGAGGAGAUGGAUAGUAGUGAAAGUGACGGCGAAAGUGAUCAACUUUCUGGGUUGGAGAGCGCUGAUUCAAUGUCUGAAGCAGCAUUUGAAGAUGGAUUGGAUCCUCUUCAGGAUUUUGAGGACACUGAAGAAAACCCUCCCCCCUCAAGUGAGAGUUUUUAUGUUUCUCAGCGGAAAAGGAGACGAUCCAUUCCCACCCCUCUCCCUUAUAUCACCUCAAGCAUGCCUGCAAGACCAGUUGAGAGCAGGCGGGCAAGCACACCCACCCCCACCCCCACAACCUCAGACCCUGAGGAGAGGUGGAAAUUUGUAACUGAGGAUGACGUUGAACCUAUGCAGCACCGCUUCUGUCCUGCACGAGCUCCUGGAGCACAACUGGAUACUUCAAGAAAGUAUUCCCCGCUAGACCUCUUCCAGCUUUACUUCAGCAUGAACGUCGUUCAAUCUUUGUGUACAAACACAAAUAAAAAUGGAGAAAAGCAGCAGGCCCAGGGGAAAAAAUACCAGUGGGAUCCAGUUUCAAUCAAGGACUUCUACCAGUUUUUAGGAAUCCGAAUUUUAAUGGGGCUACUGACAACUUCCACCGUGAGGGAUUACUGGAGUCCACGUAAGCCUUAUGGAAUCCCAUUCUGUCACACUGUGAUGUCCAGGAAGAGAUAUGAAGCCAUCGCUUGGACUCUGCACAUAAGUGACCCAGAGGAAGAUAAAGAGAAUGAUCAGAAGAAAGGAACUCCACAACAUGAUCGCCUCUUCCGUCUCAGACCCCUCUUGGAUUCCCUCCUCCUGUCCUGCAAGGCAUACUACCACCCCCGACAGAACCUUUCAAUUGAUGAACGCACGGUGGCCUCAAAAGCCAGGAUGGGGUUCAAGCAGUACAUGAAAGCAAAGCCGACACAAUGGGGCUUCAAGCUGUUCGUGCUGGCUGAUGCCCACAACGGGUACACAUGUGAUUUCAACAUCUACACAGGAAAAUCCAAAUCAGAUUCUGGGAAAGGACUGAGUUAUGACUCCGUUAUGAACCUCAUAAAGGUGUCAUACUUAGGCACAGGGUACCAUGUGUAUGUUAACAAUUUCUACACCAGCACAACACUGUUUCGGGACCUUUACAAGCUCAAAUUUGGAGCAUGUGGGACCAUUAGAGAAAAUCGUCAGGGCUUCCCACGGACAAAAGAAAACGCCCUCCCUAAAAAAGCUGAUAGGGGGACAAUUCGCUGGAUACGAAGCGACAAACUGCUGUACACCAAGUGGAUGGAUACACGUGAAGUGACGAUGUGCAGUUCCAUUCAUAAAGUGUACACAGGAGACAAAGUCCAGAAACGGGUAAGGAAUGAAGAUGGGAUUUGGAGAACACAGAAUGUUCCUGUUCCUGUUCCUACUCCUGUAAAGGCCUACAAUCAGCACAUGGGAGGGGUGGAUUUGUCAGAUGCCCUUAUGAAGUAUUACAACAUGGCACAGAAAACCAAAAAGUGGUACAAGGAAAUUUUUAAUCAUUUCAUUGACAUUGCUGUUGUCAACAGUUUUCUGCUCCAUAAGGAAUUGGCACAGGCUGCAAAUACAAAGGCACUUUCACACAAAACGUUUAGAGAGGAGCUAUGCAAGCAGCUGGUGGACAUCGGGCUUGUGGAGCAGGAGGCCAGUGCGAGUACAGAUAAACUCUGUGUCCCUGUAGCCAUUACAGAGGGCAAGGAACUCGACCCCUCCAUGAAGGCCUCCUUUGGGCGUAGACACUGUGCUUUGUGCAAUGAAGGGAAACUGAGGAACAAAACACCCUGGAAAUGCGAAGCCUGUGAUGUGCCAUUAUGUGUCAUUGUGGACAGAAACUGCUUCAAGAAAUGGCACAUGCGUUAGGAAAAAAAGACUUUAUAGCAACUUAGGGAUGCAAGUAAUUCAUUUGUUCAUUUUGUACAGUUCAUGGUGUAAUUAGGUUUUUGUUCAAUUGUAUGUAUUGUUUGAAAGAAAAUAUUUGAUUUGAAGUAAACACUUUUUUGAAAAAAAAACAACUCUUCAUUAUUUGGAUAAGGGCGUCUGCUUAGCAGACGUCCUGGAUAAGGGCGUCUGCUAAGAAAUAAAUAAUAAAUAAUAAUUUUGCUUC